Messenger RNA from Entelurus aequoreus (snake pipefish), 5294 nucleotides. It is a transcript of the gene ninj1, whose product is annotated as ninjurin 1. Gene Ontology annotation, biological process: tissue regeneration; cell adhesion. Gene Ontology annotation, cellular component: membrane. The transcript has 3 exons. The record is from RefSeq and is a predicted model, not a curated record. NCBI's taxonomy places the organism in Eukaryota, Metazoa, Chordata, Actinopteri, Syngnathiformes, Syngnathidae. The coding region runs from base 79 to 516 and encodes 145 amino acids.
CGCGCACGAACCCACUCGACGACCACCGAGACAGAAACACAAUAUUUCUCCUUUAACUAAAACUUCCCGGAAUCAGCGAUGGCGAUGGAAGGCUUAGAAAUGAACGGAGAUGCUGACCAUAACGGAGACACGGAGGUUCCACUGCGCGGUCCUACGAGGCAGCGGACGAGGCCGUUGAACAUGAACCACUACGCCAACAAGAAGAGCGUGGCAGAGAGCAUGCUGGACGUAGCUCUGCUGAUGGCCAACGCGUCGCAGCUGAAGGCCGUGAUGGAACAAGGGCCUAACACCUCCUUCUACGUGCCACUCAUCGUCCUCAUCAGCGUCUCCCUCCUCCUGCAAAUCCUGGUUGGGAUUCUGCUCAUUUUCAUCGUCAAGUGGAACCUGAACGACCAGCGCAUGCACAACAGGCUGAACAUCAUGGAGAACGCCGCCACCGCCUUCGUGUUCAUUAUCGUGGUGGUCAACGUCUUCAUCACGGCCUUCGGCGUGCAGCGGCCCAACACCAGCCAGUGACCUCUGAACUCUUCGCUCACGGGGGCGAGAUAGUCCCUCGCCCCGCAAACAAAGCGGACUAAAUACACGAGCGGCGGCUGGAAUUUGACCUCGCUGGCCCGAGCAGAGCAAAGGUACAUCAAGGAUCACACGUCUUCCUCUCUGGCGGCGGUCAGUAUGAUUUUUCUUUUUUAACCUUUUGAUGCUCAUUUCAUGCUCAGGUGACUGUUACGCAACAACUGCCUUCUUUAUCGUACAUGUGUGCAGUAAAAACUCUUCUAAUUGUUUAUCACAAGCCAGUAAAUCUCCAGCUUGGUUCUUAUUGGCCAAAUACAGUGGAACCCGCUUAUGUCGACUAUAAAGUGCCUGCUUAAAGGACUACUGAAAUGAAAUUUUUUUAUUUAAACGGGAAUAGCAGAUCCAUUCUAUGUGUCAUACUUGAUCAUUUUGCGAUAUUGCCAUAUUUUUGCUGAAAGGAUUUAGUAUAGAACAACGUCGAUAAAGUUCGCAACUUUUCGUCUCUGAUAAAAAAAAAACCUUGCCCCUACCGGAAGUAGCGUGACGUUGUCAGUUGUUCACUCCCUCAUAUUUUCCUAUUGCUUUCAACGCAGCUAGAGCUAUUCGGACCAUUACCCCAUUAAUUUGAGCGAGGAUGAAAGAUUCGUGGACGAGGAACGUUAGAGUGACGGACUAGAAUGCAGUGAAAUACAUGUUUUUUUUUCGCUCUGACCGUAACUUAGGUACAAGCUGGCUCAUUGGAUUCCACACUCUCUCCUUUUUCUAUUGUGGAUCACGGAUUUGUAUUUUAAACCACCUCGGAUACUAUAUCCUCUUGAAAAUGAGAGUCGAGAACGCGAAAUGGACAUUCAGUGCCUUUUAUCUCCACGACAAUACAUCGGCGAAACGCUUUAGCUACGAGCUAACGUGAUAGCAUCGUGCUUUAACUGCAUAUAGAAACAAAAAAAAAUAAACCCCUGACUGGAAGGAUAGAUAGAAAAUCAACAAUACUAUUAAACCGUGGACAUGUAAAUACACGGUUAAUGCUUUCCAGGCUGGCGAAGGUUAACAAUGCUGCGCUAACGACGCCAUUGAAGCCUACUUAGCAACCAGACCGCACAGAGCUAUGCUAAAAACAUUAGCUCUCCACCUACGCCAGCCAGCCUUCAUCUGCUCAUCAACACCCGUGCUCACCUGCGUUCCAGCGAUCGGCGGAAGGACGAAGGACUUCACCCGAUGCGUUUGGCGGCCCGGAGACGUAGGAAGUCAAGGUGAGGUCGCCGGCUAGCGAGUCUGCUCUCCAACAAAGUCCUCCUGGUUGUGUUGCUGUAGUCCGCUGCUAAUACACCGAUCCCACCUACAACUGUCUUCUUUGCAGCCUUCAUUGUUCAUUAAACAAAUUGCAAAAGAUGUCCAGAAUACUGUGGAAUUAUGAAAUGAAAACAGAGCUUUUUGUAUAGGAUUCUACGGGGUACCAUAACUUCCGUUUAACUGACUACGUCACGCGCAUACGUCAUCCUACCGCGACGUUUCAGACGGAUAUUUCCCGGGAAAUUUUAAAUGUCACUUUAUAAGUUAUAAGUAUUGGCAUGUGUUGCAAUGUUAAGAUUUCAUCAUUGAUAUACAAACUAUCAGACUGCGUGGUCGGUAGUAGUGGGUUUCAGUAGGCCUUUAAGUCAACAUACAUGGUGAACAGCUUUUGUGUGAGGUUAUUAUUAUUAAUAUUACUUUGAAAAACUGGUUUAUUUGUGUUGUAGUACUGCUAACGCUAUUAUAUAUAUAUAUAAUAGCACAUCACAACCACUGUACUGUUUAGUAACUUCAACCUUCAGAAAAAUGCUUCAUUACUUUCAGGACGAUACAUGGACUUACAACUAGUUGAAUGACACCUCUGUCAUUGCCUGAGGGGUCUGUAUUGCAUUUUCCUUGCAAUUAGCAACAUUGAGGAGGGUGGCAGGAACAAAAAACUACAAAUGUGCUGACUUGCUUUACGGCAGGGGUGUCAAAGUCAAGGCCCGCGAAUGAAUGGCCCCCGGGAUGAUAUUUGAUUAGUAUUAGAACCGGCCCGCAGGCCACAGCCGCCUGCUGCUGUUUUGCACGCACCAAUACUCCAUCAGUGUUGGCGCUAGGAAUUUUCUAAAUGGAGUCCCAGGGACCCCAUCAAGUCAUAAAAAUGGGGUCCCACAGUAAUUUUUUGGGGGUCCCACUUUUUUGUAAGCGUUUUGAAAACAAAUGAUAAAUGUAUGCAUUAUCCUGUUAUAUCUCACAUUCUAUGUUGUGUUUUGGAAAAAAGCUGUCCUAAACGUUAAUUCCUUUAAAAAAAAUACAAAAGAAAAGACAUUUUUAUGCAUAUGUAAAUGUAUUCAGUUAUAAACAUUCAUUUACUUUCUUCUUUUCUUAAUGAAUAUUUUUUUCCUGCCGAACGCCUGCGUGCCACCAGAAAACAAGAAGAACACCUACCUGCAAUUACUGCCAUCAUGGCCGAAGCUCCAAAACAACCAAAGAAACAAAAAGUUUUUUCUGAGGAGACAAAAAAGGAAAACGGAUCUUACCCGGAUAAAUGAAAAGUCAGGAUCAACAUUGCCCCGGCUUUCACUCGCUGGCGUGAGCUCAAAGAUGAGCACAUUUCAGACCAAUGGUGCCUUGGCUCUGUUCCUGUUGGACUAGUAAGUGACUUUCAAUGCUUAAAUCAAAAAGAUAAUAAUAAUUUUAGCAAUCAGAAAUUUGCGAGGAAGCUAUAAAUACCGACCAGUGUGAUAGUUCCACUACUUCUUCCUUCAAAAAAAAUGUCCAGCUGGUGUUGAGACCGGCAUCUGCUCCGAUACGUUCUUGGUAGUAGCGUCAUGUUUGAAGCACAAUCCAAGAUCAUUUCUUGAUAGUGUCUGCUAUUUAACAUCACAAUAGCUAUUAGAGACGUAAUAUUGUGUCAAUAUCAUGGUGGACAUCGUGUCAGUAUGACGCUUUAUGGGAAAUGUGGUCUUCUUCUGGCAAAACACGACCGCUUUGGUCCACUGGUGGUGCCAAAAUCAACCAAAACCGUAAGUUCCUAAAUGGGGAUUUAAAAUGUGCACGUGGUGACUUCCUGUUCAGUGCAAAAUAAGCUUCAAAAUAAAUCAUGAACCUGAACUCUACCACAACUAACAAAAUGCACCCAUUCAAUUAUAGUACGGCUAUAAAAUGAUUAAUUCGGGGUAAAAAAACAUCUGAUUAAUCACACUUGAAUACUCGUGAUUAAUCGCAGUUACUUACAUAAUUGAAAUUAACUUUAAAAAGAGCCUAAUAUUUUUGACACAAAUGCAGUUUUAUUAUCAGAAUGUUGCAGUAACUUUUUAAAAAAUGUCUUGCUUAAAUGCACGUCAUAUAUUUGUUCAAAAUAAAUUGAAUGAUUAAUUUGCAUUUAUACGUGAUUAAUGCGAUAUUUUUUGUGAUUUAUCACAAGGGUUAACUUUAACACUUUUAACUUAUUUAGGCGGAAGUCAUCAGGCGAGAUAAGCGGGUUGCAUUGUAAACAAUUCAACAAAACCACUUUUUUGAAAAGCAACAACCAAAAGUUGAAUAAAAGGUUAAAAUAAAAAUAUGCUUUGUCACCUUUAACACAAAGCUGACAGUUUUUUUUUCUUGAAAUAUUUGUAGUUUCUUACUUUUAACAUAUUAUUGACAUGGGUUUUAACCCUGUGAUGCAUAAUGUGCACAACAGUGUAUUUAAAAGCUCCCCCUCCUUCAUGCACGAGACUUUAAUGUCAAAAAUCUGACAAACUUUUCGAACAUGUUGAAAAGAGAAACUGGAAAUGGUGACAUAUCAUGUAGUAAUUGUAUGCAUGUUGGAAAUGAAGUCCAACUCAACUCAACAGUGGACACUGUUGUGUCUUGCAAUAAUAACACACUGCCACCCAUUGGUCAGCUGUUACACGUGCAAAAUAAAACCCCUCAAAAACAAGAUGGACGACAGAGAAGUCAAGAAGAGGGCAGGACGAUCUUUUCCACUUCUUCUAUUCCAGGACACUUUGCAAGUAUCAAAUAUGCAGACAUCAAGCAACAACUAAAGAGUAAUAUCAUUUUAUUUUUGAAUAAAUUAUGUGUCCACUAAUUUGGACAUUGUUAGAUAUAUGUUCACUGCCAUGUUUAAUAUUAUUGCACUUUGUGGUUUUUGAAAGUACUUCAGCAACUUUUUGGCUGCAUUACAUGAAUUUAUGUUAUUAGAAUGUACAUUUAGCCUUCAGUAGAAAGAGGCAAUUCAAUAAAUGUAUUCUUGAAGUCAAGAGGAUCGAUGUUUUUGCAAUAUGUUGAAAUAUUUGAACACACUGUUAAAGAUCAUUAAAAAGACAUUGUGUUUUGUUGCAUGUAAUAAAACAUGUUGUCCACCCUUGUGAACAUUGACCAUAUUUUUUUUAAUUAAGUGUAUCUACUGUACGUUUUUAUGCCUCUGACAUAGGUUAUGAUAAUUCAUGCAUCACAGGGUUUUAUAUCAAAAUAAUUUUGAAUAUCCCCUGCUGUAAAGUUUGGACACCUGUAAACUAUGAAGUCAUGAGUAUUAUAUCAAACGUCAUCCAUGCAGUUUUUGCCUUAUUGCAAACUAAAGAACAACAAAUGCACUUUGCCUCUUCUCUUCACAAAGCUUGAUCAACAUUCUAAGCAUCUUCCCAGUUACAUGAUUUAUUCUGUACUAUGCAACCACUGCUGUACAUUUGUGUUACGUGUCUUCUGUUCAACCACUUGGAUUAUCUGCUUACUUUUUUACAAUUGGGAUUUCUACUAUAUGACGUAUUACACACUGUGACAACUGUUUUAAAUUAAAAUACAAU